UUUGUCGAUUUUCGGCCAUUUUUGGUCGGUUUUUCACCAAACCACCUCCACACCCAUCCUUUUCUCCCCAUUUUCGGCCUAUCCCUUGACUUUGAGGUGAUUUGGACCGAUUUUGAGUCGCCGGAGGCAAUUUCCGGCGAGGCUCCGACGAGCACUUCCAGGCAGAUUUUGGCCCCUUCAUCACUUCCAUUGCCUUCCCCUCAUCAUCCCCUACACCUCUACUUGUGUCUCCAGGUUUGAUUUUGACCUUAACCUUGUGAUUUAUGGAGAAUUGGGUGAUAGGGUGUAUGUUUAGAGAACAACCUUGAAUCAUGUGAAUUGUGUGCAAUUGAUUGAGGGGAAAGCUUGGUUGGUGUGUGAAUGAGGUUGGGCAAUGUCCCUCUUGCUUGAUUGAGCCCUUGUGUGCUAUGAAUUUGUCAAUUCCAUGCUUAACUUAAUAGUGCACACAAGGUGUUCGAUGAAAUGCCUGUUUUUCAUGCCAUGUUGUGGGCGCCGGUUGGGGCCCUUAAUGAUGUGCUUUGAGGGUGUGUUUGCUAUGGAUGUGAACCUUGAGUUGCCUACUUUUUCAUGGAUGUGCACCCCCACCCCGAUUAUGCUUGUUUGAUCGAGUUUUUGACCCGAACUAUGGAUGAAACCAUGGUUCGGCUGUUUUCUGUUCUUAAGUGUGGGGGUGUGAUUGACCUUUCCUUUGGCUCUUUUGGUUCCACUUUGGGUUGUUCUUUUGCAGGACCAUGACAAAGCCCGACCUCAAGCACCCGUUUAUUCGAGAUUUGAAGAGGGGCCCCCACCAGGAUCGUUUUAAGAGUGUCAUGGCCUGCAAGUUUGGGCAGCACCAUUGCUGGUCCAAGCGGGAGUUUGAGAAGCUGAACUGCUACGAGCACUUCUCCGCCAUUGUCACCAACCGCCCCUGGUGCCGUCUACUCUGCAUUCGUGAGAAGGUUUACCACGAGCUUGUGAUUGAGUUCUGCACGACCUUCAAGCACGCAGACACGGAGGAUUGGAAGGACGGAGAAGCCGUCAAGUUUAGGCUCGGUGGUGCACCCCGAUCCAUGAGCUACCACGAGCUGGCGACCGCCCUCGGCCUCGGCCUGGCCGAUGAUGAGGAAUACAUCACCAAGCUCACUAAGCCAGAGGGGGUGGACUUUAGGACACUGUACACCUACCUCGCUCGGCCAGGCCAGCGUCCCUUCGCGGCGGGGAAGACGAAGGCCAGCACCUUGCAGCUCGACAACCGCAUUCUCCACCACUUGCUGGCAAAGUCCUACACCCCAGCUUCGGACAGUGACAACGCCAUCACCCGGAGAGCCAUGUACUUCAUCCAGUCCAUGCGCCAGGAGGAUCAUCUUCUCCACUUGGGUUCUGUGGUGGCAAGAACCUUCGACAAGAGUGCUUCAGAGCUGAAGAAACUUCACUACACUCCCCUCAUCACCCGCAUGGCCACCUACUUCCAGAUAUCACUGCAGGGGUGCACAGAGCAGGGGGACACCACUGUCUUUGGCGCAUAUACGAUAGGUCGCAUGCACCUGCUUCGAGAAGAGCGAGGAGUCAAGUGGAUCGAGGGGUUUCCUCAACCUCUGAUCCCAGCGGAGGAGCAGCCGGAGGUUCCGGAGGAUGCGGCUGAUGAGGAUGUCCACCCCGAGGAUGUGGAUGAUACUGCUGCCGCCCGCCCCACCACCUUCGAGUACGGGGGGUGGUAGUUCCACUUUCCCCGGCCAGGACUACUUCACUCAGCAGUUUGAGCAGCUGCAUCUCCAGAAUCAGCAGCUCUACGACCAUCAGCUCUAGUUUCAGCAGCAGUAUUCGGCUUACCAUGCCGAGUACCAGACUCAGAUGGCUGCUUAUGAUGAGCGUCUUGAUCGGAUGGAGACCCAGCAGGGGGUGACCCUGGCUCGCAUAGAGAGGGAGCAGGCCCGAUCUCGGCGCAUGCAGGAGGUUCAGCAGCACCUGCUCCAGCUGCUACCGGGUGAGCAGCCAGUCUGGAGGACUCCCUGGGAGGACUCUCCACUUCCACCUCCACCAGCUGAUGAUGAUGAUGCAUUCAUGAAUGACAUCAAUCUGGACAACCUUGGCGUCGAGUAGGUUGUACUUGUCGCCCCUCAGUGUGUGUUUUUAGACUUUUUAUGUUUGCUCCAUGUGUUUGAGGAGUUUGAACUGAGUCUGUCGUUUGUUUUUGUUCUUUUGGUUUUCUUUUGUGGAUUGUUUCUUUUGUGGCCAUCUGGGCCAACUAUGAUCCCUAACACCCAGUGUGUUAGUGUGUUCUUGUUAUUCCCUUCGUGCAGAACUGCCCGUUCAUUCCAUAUGUUCCCCGCCGACUGGUCCACUACUAGUCUCCCGCAAUUUUCAAUCCGGUAACAUCGUUCCCCUUCUCUCUCCCUAUGCUCGAUUGAGGGCAAUGUCGUGCUUAAGUGUGGGGGGUGCUUUGUAUCGGUUGGAAUCUCUAUACAUGUGCUUGGAGCCUAUUCCACUGUCCAAAUCUCAAGAUUUGAGGGCUCCAAGUACGGCUGUUUGAUCAUAUUGGCACUGUGUUUUGAUUGGUGAAUUGAAUGGCUGAGACGUGCAGUAGAGUUGUGUAAGGGUUCAGUUUUUCAACUGCUUGCUUACCAACUGUGACUUGGAUUGAUCACUUGUUCUUGACAAUAUUUUAUGCAUAUAGUUCAGGGAAUCAGAAUGAGAGAUAGAUCAUAUAGGUAGACAUGUGAGAUUUGUGCCUGCUCGUUUCUUUCUUGUGCGAUAGUUCCCUCUUCCAUGAUGAUGGAGGCAUAGGAUUAGCCCACAGCCAAAUUGACUUUCCUGGUGUGUCAUACCCCCUAGUCAGCCCUUUGAGCCGUGUGUUCUCCUUCCUUUCGGUCUGCAAUGAAAAAUCACCCUUUUG
Linum trigynum is the source of this 2872-nucleotide messenger RNA. NCBI's taxonomy places the organism in Eukaryota, Viridiplantae, Streptophyta, Magnoliopsida, Malpighiales, Linaceae. The record is from the annotation of a GenBank genome assembly.